UACUGUAACAAUAUGAUACUCCUUUAAACAUAUUGGGUAAUGAAACCAAAUGAGUAGAUAUCAACACAGUAGGUGGUUUGAUUUGCUACUGUGGUGCUUCUGACCAUUACGCUUAGCCAGAUGUAUGUAUUUCUCUUACAGUCCUUCAAAAUUGACUCUACAAAUUUUAACUAAGUACGAAGAACUAAAUUUAGAUGUUGGGGAGGGAAGGGGAGAAAAUUGUUAAGCUGGCCUUCAACUUUUCAGUCACGUAAUUUAACAGCACACUAAUUUUUGUUUUAACAGUCUUCAUCUUGGAUCGAGACAAGUUUGUGUGCACAAUUAGGCUUGCAAAUUGCUAGUCUCACCUUGACUUUGCCUCUCAGUUCCCAACUGAACAUGGUUACCUUGAGAACCGUGGCAUUAACACUGUUAGAGCAUGCUCCGCUUGGGAUUUCGGGUGUGUGCUAUUUUUAAUGCUAUUUAAUGAAGAAACUUCUCAUUCUGCAAUGAAGGAAGCAUAAUGGAAGAGCAGAGCAAUGAUUGGUUAUGGAUACUGAAAAAGAAAAAUUGCAAAGGUUGAUGAUCUAUCAAACUGUCUAACGGAAGGGCAUGGAGACUGGCAUUCUGAACUGUUAGUGGGGACAUGGGACUCAUGUUGUCAUUGAUCAUUUGUGUGGAUUUAACCAUUGAAGAGCAACAGAAGCAGCUAGAAAGACAUCGAGAAUUAAAGCUGCUUUGAAGGUCACCAAAUCUUGUUUUAAUUCCUGUCUGGGAGAAUGUCUGAGCAAGGUAAAUUGAACCAGGAGACAGCAGAGGAAGCUGUGGAAGACCAGGAGUCUGCCAUCUCAGAUGCCACCCCAGAGAACUGCAUCAGUAAUCAAACAGAAAGCUUGGAAGCAGAGGAAAAGGAGGAGAAGCUGAGUGAUGCCAAAUCGGACCACCAGAAACGAGGCAUAAACCAGAACCAGCAGAAAAAGAGAUCCAAGUCAGGAGCUAAAGGGAAACUAGUCCGGAGUCUUGCUGUGUGCGAAGAAUCAUCCCCUCGACUGGGAGCAGAAGGUCUUCAUGAUAAUCAGGAAUCAAUACUACUACAGCUUUCAAGUUUUCCCAGUCUACAGGAAGAAGAUAAAUCUAGUAAAGAUGACUCCGAAAAAGAGAAGGAUAAAAACAAAGAAAAAGAUAAAAACUGUGAAAAAUCAAAGAUCCGAAUGUUAUCAAAAGAUUGCAGCCAAGAAUAUACUGACUCAACAGGCAUAGAUUUGCAUGAAUUCCUGGUGAACACAUUAAAGAAUAAUCCCAGGGACAGAAUGAUUCUCUUAAAAAUGGAACAAGAAAUUAUUGAUUUUAUUAGUGACAACAAUAAUCACUAUAAAAAGUUCCCUCAGAUGUCGUCAUAUCAGAGGAUGCUAGUGCACAGAGUGGCAGCUUAUUUUGGAAUGGAUCACAAUGUGGAUCAAACUGGAAAAUCUGUAAUAAUCAACAAGACCAGCAAUACUAGAAUACCAGAGCAAAGGUUUUCUGAACAUUUAAAAGAUGAAAAAGGUGAAGAAUCCCAGAAGCGAUUUAUCUUGAAGCGAGAUAACUCUAGUAUUGAUAAAGAAGACAAUCAGCAAAACAGAAUUCAUCCAUUUAGAGAUGACAGACGAAGUAAAUCAAUUGAAGAGAGAGAAGAGGAGUAUCAGAGAGUGAGGGAGAGAAUAUUUGCACAAGAUUCAGUUUGCUCCCAAGAAAACCUUUUUGUGGAAAACAGCAGGCUACUGGAAGACAGUAGUAUAUGCAAUGAGACCCAUAAGAAAAGACAGCUAUUUAGGGGUAACAGAGAUAGCACAGGGAAGGCAUCUGGCAGCCGGCAAAGCAGUACAGAAAACGAAAUGAAAUGGACAGACCACCAGAGGCCAUGGAGCAGCACGGACUCAGACAGUUCCAAUCGCAAUUUGAAGCCAGCCAUAACAAAGACAGCAAGUUUUGGUGGAAUAACUGUUUUGACAAGAGGAGAUAGCUCAUCAAGUAACAGGAGUACCGGCAAACUGUCUAAAACAGGUUCAGAGUCUUCCAGCAGCGCUGGCUCCUCAGGAUCGCUGUCACGAACACAUCAGCCUCUCCAAAGUGCAUCCAUUGUCCCUGGAGUGACAGCCAGCCCUUCAGGCAAUGUUUCCUAUACAGAGAAUGGAAUGAAUGGCCAGGUAGCACCGAGCAACACCAGCUAUAUCAUACUUCCACUUGAAGCUGCAGGGAUACCACCUGGCAGUAUCCUCCUCAAUCCACACACAGGCCAACCAUUUGUAAAUCCUGAUGGUACACCUGCAAUAUACAACCCUCCCAGUGGCCAGCAGCCAAUUAGGAGCCAGCUCGUGGGACAAUCUCAGCAGCAGCCUUCAUCCCAACAGCAGCAGCAAGUUCAGCAACCCCAGCAGCAAAUUGCAGGUCACCUUGUUACACAGGCUUUGCAGCCAUCUUCCCAGUCAGUCCAAUAUCCAGCGGUUUCUUAUCCACCCCAGCAUCUCCUGCCAGUCUCUCCAACGCAGCAGUUUCCUGUGCGAGAUGACAUGACAACACAAUUUAGCCAGAUGAGCUUAAGUCGUCAGUCAUCGGGAGACAAUCCUGAGUCGCCUUCUGGUCCUGUCUACCCAUCACCCAUCAUACAGCCCUCUGGCCAGCAGACUGGUUAUGUCAUGGCAUCUCCAAGUCAGCAGCUUCCUCCAGGAAGUUUUACGGGUUCAGGUCCACCAGUAUCCCAACAAGUACUACAGCCUCCACCACCACCCCAGGGCUAUGUGCAGCAACCAUCACCUGCUCAGAUGCCAGUGUAUUAUUACCCAUCUGGUCAGUACCCUACCUCAGCAACUCAGCAGUAUAGACCCAUUGCCUCAGUUCAGUACAAUGCACAACGGAGUCAACAAAUACCCCAGACUGCACAGCAAGCAGGUUAUCAGCCCGUCUUGCCUAAUCAGCAACAAGGGUUCCAAGGACUCAUGGGAAUGCAGCAACCUCCCCAGAGUCAGAACCUGAUGAAUAAUCAGCAGGGAAAUCAGGUGCAAGGCAUGAUGGUUCAGUAUCCAGCCAUGUCGUCUUAUCAGGUGCCAAUGACGCAGGGUUCUCAAGGACUGCCACAACAAUCAUAUCAACAGCCAAUCAUGCUACCUAAUCAAUCAGGUCAAGGAACAAUUACAGCCACUGGAAUGCCUGUUUACUGUAAUGUUAUACCUCCCACUCCACAGAACAACUUAAGGUUGAUUGCCCCACACUGCCCCUCCAAUAACGUUCCAGUUAUCACUGCCAGCUGCAGGACAAACUGUGCAAGUAUUAACAAUACAGGGUGGCAGGUCAAGUACUGACACUGUGGCAUAGUGUGAAUACACAAGGAUAGCGGUGCAUUAUUUGACAAAUAACUCAUGGCCUUCAAAUGAAGAGGAGCACAACAGGAUAAUCAGUUGGGACAUAAGUAUUGACAGUGCUCAAGCAAUUGCUGCUGGAAUUCUGUAAAAAAUAAUAAAUUAAAAAAUGUUUGCUGGUUCAUGGUGCAUAUUUUUGUCAUGUCUGCUAGGUAUGCCUUUAUAGCUUAGCUAGUGACAUGAAUUCAUUGAGGUAAGAUUUUUUCCUACCACUGAACACCACUGUGUAGAUUGUAAUAUCCCUGAUUCGGAUUAGUUUUGUACUUUGUGUUGAGUUUGUGAAGCUAAAAGUAUUUAAAAAUAUAUAAUAAAAUCACAUUGUACCAAAGCUGUAAUGGAAAUUUAAAAAACAACAACAACAAAAAGAAUUGCUGAAUGGAAGGAAUAAUUUAUAUACACUAUAGAGUUUUUUAUGGACAUAUACUGUAUUGUAGUGUUUAAUCACAAUAAAGCUAUUUGACCUCAUGAAGAAAGGUCAUGUUUCUACCACCU
Messenger RNA from Pelodiscus sinensis (Chinese soft-shelled turtle), 3866 nucleotides. NCBI's taxonomy places the organism in Eukaryota, Metazoa, Chordata, Testudines, Trionychidae. The record is from RefSeq and is a predicted model, not a curated record.